Molecule: messenger RNA, 1388 nt
Organism: Cladophialophora immunda
Lineage: Eukaryota; Fungi; Ascomycota; Eurotiomycetes; Chaetothyriales; Herpotrichiellaceae
Exons: 2
Coding region: 580-1263 (227 amino acids)
Cellular component (GO): cytosol
Molecular function (GO): oxidoreductase activity; FMN binding
Source: RefSeq, a predicted model, not a curated record
CUCCCGCAAACUUUGGCUUCGUGUGUGUAACUUCCCUUCGACUGCCAUGUUCGCUUAGAUAACCCGUUACAACGAUCUGCAAGCCCUCGCCAGCCUCGGCCGAAGCUUGCGUCAUUUUGUGAAUGAGGCUAAACUGCUGCGUGCUGGGCAUUUACCCGCAUCUGCGUCCGCUACUAUGUCGGCUCGGUCAUACCCAGGAUUCAAGGCUGCACGAAGCGGACGGUCUGUUUGAGCCUCCGGCCCAUCAACGCAGGGGGCAGCAGGCACGAAGACAAGGGUUGAAUAUAGAUACAGUUUUAAGAUUAGUCGAGCCACUUAUCUCCGACAUUUUUGAAUAUGGGCAUCGGCGUAUAUAACAUUGAACAGACACUCAGUUGGUUCACCUUACUGCUUCUCCAGAACCUCGUCGCAUUUCGAUCUCUGUAAGCCGGAUCAUUCACACCUGCUCAUUGGCAACUUUCUCCCAGGACCUUUUGGAAAGAAAAUCACGUGGAUCGCCUGUUAUCAGCCUUGCCCCUGCAGAUCGAGCCUCGAUCCAAUUAUCGAAACCACCUUCUCCGUCCAUUCGAAGGGCUCAGGAUGUCUUCCUCUCCGGCACCGACCACCAACGACCUGCUCCAAGAAGCGCCACCUCCACCGAAAAUCGGGGUUGUCAUUUGCUCACAACGGCAGCCACGGAUUGGGAACCAAAUCGGCACCUUCAUCUUCGACAACCUCAAACAGUAUCAACAGGCCAGUCAACAACGCACAGCACCAAACUCUCAACCUUAUGAGCUCUCUCUCAUCGACUUGGCCGACCACCCGCUCCCGUUCUUCAAUGAGCCUGGCAUCCCGCAGCGCAUUACUAACCCCUUGGAUUACACCCACGAACACACCCGUGCCUGGUCCCAACUGAUCACAUCAUACAAUGCGUUCGUCUUCGUGACACCCCAAUACAACUGGGGCUACCCCGCCAAUCUCAAGAACGCCAUCGACUACCUCUUCAACGAAUGGGUAGGCAAGCCGGCCAUGGUCGUGUCAUACGGCGGGCACGGAGGCAAUCAUUGCGCCGAGCAACUGAAACAAGUUCUCAACGGUGUCCGAAUGAGGGUCGUGCAGAAAAGUGUCGGAUUGACCUUUCCGGGGCCGGGCAGGGAGUUUCUUGUCAGGGCGGCCAAGGGGGAGGACUUAGGGUUGGCCAAGGCUGACGGAUUGUGGGCUCAGGAGGUCGAGGAGGUGAAGGGGAUCUUUGGCGAAUUGAUCAAGCUGUUACAUGAGAAAUGAAGCCUAAAGCGGCUCAAGAAGUCUGGGCCACCUUGCGCCACGUGUGCUCUACAGCAACCUGAGUCGUGUUUUGCACAAUGUCUCGACAGGCUGCAUGGACUGGGCGAUCGGACGUUCAAUGUCCA